AUGUCGACGUCUAUCAACAUGGCGACGCUCGACGAAAAGAAGACUCCUCAGGCAGGCCUCCACAUCGACACGGCAGUUACAGACACGGCCGUCCCCGAAAAGACGGUGGCCAUCUCCAACGUGACGACGGCGUGCCCGACGGCCCUCGACAAGACGCCGUCGUACAGCGGCCAGACGACGCCCCGGUCGGAAAACGUCAACCCGUUCGACACGGACGUUGAGGCCAUGGUGACCAACUCGUCGUCGGACAAGUGCCUGCGCUCGAGCGUGGUGCUGACGCGCAAGAACGACUGCCAGGUCUGGCCCGGCCAGGACCAGUGGAAGCAGCGGGCCAAGGCGGCCAAGAAGCAGCGCGGCUGCAAGUGCAUGGCCCGCCUCAGCCGCCGCAACCGCAUCGCCGUCAAGGUCCUGCUGGUGCUGCUCGUCGUCGGCGCCGCCGUGGCCAUUGGCUUUGGCGUCAGCAAGCCCCUGGGCGCGCCCAUCUGGGGCGACAAGAACAAGCAGAACUAG
Molecule: messenger RNA, 510 nt
Organism: Purpureocillium lilacinum
Lineage: Eukaryota; Fungi; Ascomycota; Sordariomycetes; Hypocreales; Ophiocordycipitaceae
Source: RefSeq, a predicted model, not a curated record